Messenger RNA from Paralichthys olivaceus (Japanese flounder), 385 nucleotides. NCBI's taxonomy places the organism in Eukaryota, Metazoa, Chordata, Actinopteri, Pleuronectiformes, Paralichthyidae. The record is from RefSeq and is a predicted model, not a curated record.
AUGGCGACGCGGCAGUCAGCCCCUACAGCUGCCAAAGUGGGCACCCAAAGCCCAAGAUCUCCUACAAGACAAAGUAUUGACAUCCUGAAGUAUAUCAUCUAUGGCCUUGCAGCUGGAUUCUUUGUAUUCGGAAUCCUGUUGCUGGUAGAGGGUUUUUUCACCACUGGAGCAAUUAGGGAUCUCUAUGGAGAGUUCAAGAUUACUGCCUGCGGACGCUGCUUGACUGCACUCCUCAUGUUCCUGACCUACCUGUUCUUCCUGGUGUGGCUGGGCGUGACAGCGUUCACCAGCCUCCCAGUCUUCAUGUACUUCAACAUUUGGUCCAUGUGUCAGAACACCAGCUUGCUGGAGGGAGCCAACCUCUGCCUGGACCUGCGUCAGUUCG